This is a messenger RNA of Puccinia graminis f. sp. tritici CRL 75-36-700-3, 288 nucleotides long. RefSeq lists its product as uncharacterized. Bases 1 to 288 code for a protein of 95 amino acids. The transcript has 2 exons. NCBI's taxonomy places the organism in Eukaryota, Fungi, Basidiomycota, Pucciniomycetes, Pucciniales, Pucciniaceae. The record is from RefSeq and is a predicted model, not a curated record.
AUGGAACCAAUUUCGGCACAUGCGCCCUUGGACGAGAACGCCUCUAAAAUUACAUUACCCUUGUCCGGCUUUCAUUUCGAAGAUUACAAUCCCUUUGGCUUGGCUGAGUUUGCCGCGGAUGACGAAUGGUUCAAAUUGGGAGAUGUCCCACUUUACUUUGAAAGUUUUCCAAGUUUACCAGCGGAAGCUAGAGCCAAAGAACCAAAGUCUUUGGACAAUCAACACUUCACACAAGAUAUUAACUCGCCGUUGAAACAUGGAACGAGGAACCCAGGAGUAAUUCUUUAG